Messenger RNA from Cryptotermes secundus, 5270 nucleotides. RefSeq lists its product as uncharacterized. NCBI's taxonomy places the organism in Eukaryota, Metazoa, Arthropoda, Insecta, Blattodea, Kalotermitidae. Gene Ontology annotation, molecular function: metalloendopeptidase activity. The transcript is spliced from 18 exons. Gene Ontology annotation, biological process: protein processing. Gene Ontology annotation, cellular component: plasma membrane. The record is from RefSeq and is a predicted model, not a curated record. The coding region runs from base 298 to 4461 and encodes 1387 amino acids.
GGUGGCUGUAUUGACGGGAAGAUAUUCUUCAGCUGGUGCGGAUUUGAUUUGGGACGGUGUGCAGUUCACAGAGUCCUGGACUCGGACACGUCAAUGUAAUCCCGGAUGUUUGUGAUGGAGUACCAGAUGUUUGGCCUCCCCUCUGCCAGCGCCCAUGCAUUUUAUGAAAUGAGAUAGGGGAAGAAGAAGUGCAGGACACCAUAUUUAAACUAUAGUACAGUGAACCGCAGAAACCAGAAAUUUGGACAUUACCUCCUCUGGUUCUGUAGAACAGCAGCAGUAAUUAUAUGAACUGCCAUGGCACGUGGUGAUUACACAGUGCAAGAAGUGGAGGCAUUAAAGCAAGUGGGACGGGACAACUCAUUCCGAACAUGUGUUCUCACCAUGUUCAUCUUUCUGGCCCUGUGCAUAAUCCUUAUUGUGAUUGCUUGGACAACAUGGAGACCAACCAGUGAAAAGGAUUCCUAUUCAUAUCAUAGUAAAUAUGGUGAAAGAGAACACAUUUCAAGCCUGGACACAGAGCAUCCAGUUACAGAAUUUGAGCAACAAACCACAAGGAAUGCUCGUCUUAAGGAGUACAAGACAACACCUCACAUACAGCAUCGUAUUAAGAAAACAACACAAACAACAGAAACAUCAGCAACCACUGAAAGUCGUUUGCUUCGGUUGGUAGCUCUUGAAACAACAGAAACACUUAAGAGUAAGAAAUCAAGACAGACAAGACCAACCACUACAGAGCUGUCCCUGCCUGUACAAGUAAACUAUCCAAAUAUUACUACUAGUAUUACUGCUGCUGCUGCUGCUGCUACUACUACUACUACUACUACUACUACUACUACUACUACUGCUACUACUACUGCUACUGCUACUAACACAGAAAGUUCUCUGAAGCGACAUAUAAUGUUUACAUCACUAGCAGCCUCUACACAGAAACCUUUGACACAAUCAGAGGAGUAUGACAAAACAGCUACAUCUGUAGCUGACCCUCUGACACGACUGACUGAGCAAGCUACAACAAUAUCAACAGUACCAGUUACUUCAUUGCAAAAGGAGCAACCAUUAACAACCACUGCAGGAGAAAUAUCCAUACAAGUAGAAGAAAUUUCUGAUGGUAAAGUAGCCAGCAUCACAAUCACUUCAGCCCAGCACGUUAAUCAUACAACACCACAUGCUGAAAAAUCUGAAAAACAAUUAACAACGACUGUUAAUCCUGUUCAUUGGCACUUAACUAAAAAGACGUCAGUGCCAACCAAAGGACUUUCUGAUACACAGCAUUUAGAAUAUGCAACAAAACCAAGUCCACUGCAGACACAGCCGGAAACAAUAUCAAGCAUUAAAAAUCCUCUAUUGAAAUACAAAACAACAAAUUUAAUAAACUCUACUGAGAGCACAAAAGCAACUUUCAUUGCAGAAAGUCUGAAACCAGAGGAUCAACUAACACAACAGCAUCUUUUUUAUAUGCUGGUUUAUGGAAAGCAAGCAUCUACCCAAUCAACAGACUUAUUAACAAGCUCCACUCUCGAUGCAGAAAAUGAUUCUUCAUUUACACCUACUACCGUGUCUGAGAAAGAUGAUACUUCAAAUCACACCAAUCCAGAGAUUACUGCUAUAGAACAACUUACAUCAAGUUCCAAGAGUAGUGAAAGCCCCUUUAACAGUCUAACAACACCACCUACAACCAUGAACAACAGUAGUUCUGCUACCCGUACUUUGUCUACUGCACCUGUCAGUGAACUGUUAUCUUUCACUCCAGCUAAUGAGAAUGUUACUUCUCAUAGCAUCACUGCUGCUGUUGGGUUUACUAUUACAGACAGAUCAAGAACACCUUCUAUAUCUACUACUGACAGCACAGAUACAGGAUCUGCAACUCCCACCAGUUUGCUGACAUCUACCAAUAGUUCUGGUCCUUAUAUUCAACCUCUUUAUUUACUGAUAGGUACAAGUGGUUCUACUGAUUCUACUAUUCCAACCAUCACUUCUACUGCAGAUAGUACAGUUAUUACUGAUUCGUCUGUUUCUGUCAUUGAUGAUAUAUUAUCGCAGACCACUCCCACUGUACAACUUAUAAAUAUUAGUAGUAUUUCAACUACAGCAGAUGAACCAACUAAUACGGCCAUUACUAAGGAAACAUCAGCUGUCAUUUCUAAUACAACAGCAUCUGGUAGUUUUCUUUCUGUCAUGUCAACACAGCAUAGUCCACUUACAAGUGACAAAACAUCCACAGCUACACCAUCACACAGGAACCAGAAGAUCAUUUUAAAUGCUACAGUUGUAACAGAAGGAAUCACACAUUGCACAUCAAGUGCAUGCAAGGUUUUGGCUAGUCGAAUGUUGAGUCUGAUGAACCACUCUGCAGAUCCAUGUGAAGAUUUCUAUGAAUAUGCUUGCGGUGGGCUGCGUGACAACCGAAAUCUUCUGCAGCAUGACCCUGAGUAUGAGGUCUGGACCAGGAUUGCUAGUGCUGUUAGACAGAUAGAUGUCCACAGCUCUGAAGCAUUCAAAAAGUUCAGUCGUUUCUAUGAACAGUGUUUGAUGUUUGACUCUCUUGUAAAUAAGACAUCUCGCUUGGAGCAAGUUCGGAAGGUUCUGAGCAGUGUUGGCAAGAUGUACAACUAUACAGGGUGGACAGCAGGGAAUCUAAAUCUGAAUCUUACCAGUCUGCUCGUGAAACUUUUCCAGCUGAACAGUGCUCCACUUUUUGAUGUCCAACUGGAUGUUGAUACACACCAUCCAUCCAGAUUCUUGUUUAAGUUGACUGCACCACUCCAUCAGUCCAAGUUUCAGUCUGAAUCCACCUUUGCAGCCAAAUGCAGGAGCCGGAUUGUUGCUCAGAACAAGAACAAUGUGAAUCUAAAAGAGAUUUACUUAAACAAAUAUCUGCCUUGCACAAGAGAUUAUGGACAAUACAUGAAUGCUACAGAGAAGGCUCUUAAGGAACUGGGCAUGUUCAAAGAUCUGGAGCUGUUUCAUGAGGCACAGUACAUAAAGGAUCUUAGAUUCUUUAUUGAGUUUGAGAUCCUACACCACCUAACAGAACUGCCAGAUGCUGGAGAAAUUAGACACAUUCUUUUGUCGAAGCAGUUUAUGAGCAUGUCUGUUGAAGAUCUUCAGACCAAAUACCCAUUGGUAGACUGGAAGACACUUCUAAGUGCACUGGUGGGUCAUACUGUUAGACCAGACACAACCAUCCAGCUCUACUUUGAAAACUACUUUGACAGUCUCUUCAUUAAACUCAGUGAAGUAUUCAAUGCAGACAACAAAAAUAGGAUGAACAUGCACAAUGCACUGCUUGCAAUGUUUGCACAUGACCUGCAUGUGGAUCUGGUGGAGACAAGGAGCCCAUGCAACCGUGAAGACUACUGCCUCAGGGUGGCCAGUGGUCUGCUGGAAGAUGUGUCAUCUGCACUGUACCUUUCCACUUUCACAAGGGAGGAGUUGAAUGCCAUGGAGUUAGAACUUCAGACACUCUUUACCCAGUUGAAGUUUACCCUCCAGGAGCAGUUUCAAGAUGUUAAAUGGCUGGAUGAUUCUUCACGCUCAUAUCUCACCAGCAAGCUGCAACAGUUGGUUCCAGUCACUGAUGGAGGCAGAGUUUUCCUGGGUGACUCCUACCUGCUCAAUGAACGGCUGUCAGAAGUUGAUAUGAAUAUUUCCAAUAGUUACCUCCAGAAUGCAGUGCAGUUGAUGGGUCGGUACAGAAGCAGCAUGUAUUCCUUGUUCAGUAAUGAACCGAACUUAACAGACACCAUCUGGACACACUUUCUUCUGCCCUAUGACACCCAAGCUAUUGCUAUAUAUCAACUCAAUACUGUUGUGAUCCCAUUUGGGUUGAUUGGGUCUCCACAAUCCACACCUGAUCUACCAGCUUAUGUUUUCAAAGCUCGGGUUGGCAACGACAUAGCCCGCCAGAUAGCACACCAUUUUGACACUACAGGAAUUGAAUAUGGAUCAAAUGGAAAGGAUGUAAAUCUCUUGUCUGAUGCCACAAGAUACCAUUAUAGUAACAUCAAAUACUGUGAUGAGGCAACUUACUCAUAUGAAAAGUCAUGGACUAAUCAAGAACAUCAGAUCUUCACUUACAAGACGGAAGCAUCACAGUCUAUGAAUGAACGUUUUGCAGACAGCAGUGCACUACAUUUAUCAUACCAGACAUUCAGAAAGAAUGCUGCAUUGGAGCCUCUCCUGCCAUGGCUAGACAUGAGUCAUGACAAGUUAUACUACAUGUUGGUGGCACAGGAGUUGUGUACCAAGGGAGGUAUGCUGGACUACACAGUCCAACUGUUUGAGAGUGAGCAAAUGCCACCCUUCCUUAGAGUGGCUAACUUGGCACAGAAUUCUGAGGAGUUUUCUCAAGCAUACAGCUGUGGACGGGGUACUCAGAUGAAUCCUGAAGUAAAAUGCGGUUCAUUCCCUGAACUCAGAGAAAUGGAUGGAAGUGACUCUGAUCUUUCCCCUCAGUAAUGGACACAUAUGUGCUUAGUGAUAGAUGUUAAUUCAUUUGGCAGUGCAGUCGCAAGUAUUAUGAUGGUACUGGGUAGUGAACGACUUUGUAGUUGCAGUAGAUAAUGUCAGUUCUGAAAAUUAGGCCUGGACUUAUUUCUGCAUUGCAUUUAAGCCAAGCAAUUGGGUCCAUGCCAUAAGUGACACCAUGGCGGGAAAAAGUCUAGCUGCCAUUUGAAGUACAGAGUGCAACAAAGGAACCUUCAAACACAACUUUCUCAUGUCCAUAGCAUAAAUAGAACAAAGAGUGCUUUUGAAAGACACAAAGAAAUUAGUGAAAUACAGAACAUAUGGAGUAUUACUUUGUAUUAAACUCUCAAUAAAUCAAUUACAUUUGAUCAGGAUUAUUAGAGCUCUUUCUGAGAUUUGAUUUUGAAAUUCAGCCACCAUAUAAAGUGUUCUUUGUUUUUAAAUUAUUGGAUCCAUGUGAGAUUUGAGGUUCUCAUGGCAGUGAAUAUUAAAAUUAUUGUAUUCUGGAAUGUGAUUACAUGUGGUUUGACAGAUAAUCACAACAUUCUGGAGAAAUGUGCUACCUCUAUAUUUAGGUUAGAAUGAAGAUGGAGACAGCAGGUUUUUCCAAUAUAUUGGUACCCAUCUACCAAAUUCUGCUGCAUCUCAUGACAGAAGGCUUAUCUAUUAGAGACAUGUCCAUAGAGUACCUGUGUAAAAUAUAAACAGUUGUAUAUACUAGAAAGAUCAGUAAACCAUUAAGAAGUUAAAGGUAUGUAAUAGUGAGCCCAGUCAUUUCAAAACCAUAAUUUUCAAUUCAA